This is a messenger RNA of Candidozyma duobushaemuli, 1560 nucleotides long. RefSeq names its product MFS transporter. The transcript has a single exon. The record is from RefSeq and is a predicted model, not a curated record. Bases 1 to 1560 code for a protein of 519 amino acids. Gene Ontology annotation, biological process: transmembrane transport. Gene Ontology annotation, molecular function: transmembrane transporter activity. NCBI's taxonomy places the organism in Eukaryota, Fungi, Ascomycota, Pichiomycetes, Serinales, Metschnikowiaceae.
AUGGGCAAUGAAACCAACUCAGAACUCCACGAGGACACAGCCGUGGGCCUGGACACGGAGCUUUCCUCGGAGCUCUUCGACGCCUCCGAGUUUGGCGAGACCUACAUCCGAAAGUCACUAAUCCUUACCCACGCACUAGACGAGAUAGGAUUUGGCCGUUACCAGGUGGGUUUGUUCUUUGUGGCUGGUUUCGGCUGGUUUGCGGAUAAUGCCUGGCCUUCAGCUACAUCCUAUAUUCUCCAGCGCUUGACGGAACAGGACCUGGUCCACUAUCCAGAAGGAAGAGCGCCGUACCUCACUUUGGCACAGAACUUGGGUCUUCUUGCUGGAGCACUAUUCUGGUCGCUUUCGGCGGAUAUCAUAGGUCGCCGCUGGGCGUUCAAUUGCACCUUUUUGUUCAUAGGCAUAUUCGGACUUUGUGCUGGAGCAGCGCCCAAUUUCGCUGGUAUAGGUUGCUUCUGUGCAUUGUGGAGUUUUGGCGUUGGCGGGAAUUUGCCAGUUGAUUCAGCUAUUUUUCUUGAAGCGCUUCCGACCAACAAAAAAUGGCUCUUGACUGUUAUGUCCAUUUGGUGGGCCUUGGGGCAGGUUGUCACUGCCUUGAUCUCGUGGGGGCUCAUUUCAAAUUAUAGUUGCGAUGAUACCGACAAUUGCUUAAGGGAGGACAAUUGGGGAUGGCGAUACUUUCUCUUUACAAAUGGUGGACUCAGCUUGGUGAUGUUCCUCGCAAGGUUCUUGAUGCCAGUAUACGAGAGCCCAUCGUUUUACUUGGCUCGUGGCAACGAUAAAAAGGCCGUGGAGACAAUUCACAAGAUUGCUAAAAUCAACAAAAAAACGGUCGAUUUAUCCAUAAACGAUCUCAUUGCAGUCGACGACAUCGUGGGCGAUAAACAACCCCGAGGUGCAUUCAGAGAGAACGAACUCUUGAAGUCCAAAAUCAGACGGUACAAUCUCUCGCACAUACGGCUGUGUUUUGGAUCCAAGCGUCUUGCAAUCUCCUCUACCCUUGUCAUCACAUCUUGGGCGCUCAUUGGCCUAGCUUUCCCGCUAUACAAUGCAUUUCUUCCGUCUUACCUUGAGCAAAGAGGCCUGGCAAAUGCCGAACUCAGCGUCGCUAAAACUUACCGAAACACGCUUAUUGUGGCCGUUAUGGGCGUUCCAGGAGCCAUUAUCGCUGGCCUUCUUGUGGAACUACGAACGGGCAGAAAAGGCGUGCUUUUUGUUUCACUCAUCCUCACAGGCAUAGUGCUUUUUGGAUCCACCACCGCCAAAACGCCAGACUCCAAUCUCGCCUGGAACUGCUUCUUCAAUUUUUUCUCCAACAUCAUGUACGGAACGUUAUAUGCUUACACGCCCGAGGUCUUUCCUACAAAAAUUAGAGGCACCUCUGUGGGACUAGCAGCUUCUGCUAAUAGAGUGCUAGGAGUUUUCGCACCCAUUAUCGCCAUAUUUGCUGACUUGACCACCUCGGCACCGAUUUUUGUAUCCGGGGCACUUUUCUUGAUUUCAGCUAUUUUGGUCAUAUUUUAUCCCUUUGAACCCCACGGCAAACUGAGUUUAUAG